AUGGUCGAACCCAAAGAGAUCACGGAGCGGUAUCCUGAAGCCUGCCCGUUCUGCAACAUCUCCGCCGCCUACCCUCCGGAAACCAACAUCACCACCACCGCAGCAGAGAGAGGAAACGACGACAGAAAGGAAGAGGAUGACCUGAUUGCGUGCAUACCCACCACGUCCACCGCGGUGGAUCCGACACGCGUGGACCCUGGGGCGUACCUCGUCCUAUCGGCGCCGCGGGUGUUGGCUUUCUUGGACAUCUUGCCCAUGACGAGGGGCCAUCUGCUGGUCACGACAAGGGAGCAUAGAGGGAAGCUGGGAGAUGUGGAAGGGUUAGAAAGCAGAGAUGUUGGCUUCUGGCUCCCCCUCCUCGCCAAAACCGUCUCCCGCGUCACCGGCGUCACAGACUACAACAUCGUCCAGAACAAUGGCGCCCGAGCAGCCCAAGUCGUCCCGCACGUCCACUUUCACAUCAUCCCUCGGCCGCCGCGCAUGCCGGAGCUCCGCAACAAGAGCUGGACCAUGUUCGGGCGCGGCCAGCGCGAGGACCUGGACGAUGACGAGGCGGCGCGGUUGGCGGGGGAGUUGAGAGAGGUGCUCAAGGAAGAGGUGGAGAACAUGAAGAAGCGGAAAGGCAGUCGAUUAUGA
Molecule: messenger RNA, 636 nt
Organism: Diplodia corticola
Lineage: Eukaryota; Fungi; Ascomycota; Dothideomycetes; Botryosphaeriales; Botryosphaeriaceae
Product: hit domain protein
Exons: 3
Coding region: 1-636 (211 amino acids)
Biological process (GO): nucleotide metabolic process
Molecular function (GO): catalytic activity
Source: RefSeq, a predicted model, not a curated record